GUCAAGCGAAGCAGCAUGGUAUAGAUUACUGUAAAUCUUACGAAAACAAAGUGCAAGUGUUAUAUAUUUACUUUUAAGUAAAUUUAAUCUCGUUGUAUAUUAUUAUAUGAUCUUAAUGUGAUAUAAUAUAAUCGUAUAGUUAUAGAAGAAUUAUGUUCCCAAAUAAUUUAUAUAAUAUGCAUAUGCAUAUGUUUUUUUAUUUUAUCGUAUUAUAAAAACGUUUUGUUGUAUUUUUUAAAUGGCGAUUACGUCUAGACAAUUUUCAUUACUGUUAUACUUUCUCCUUUAUGUUUGAUACUAUUGACAUUAAAACACAGAAUUAGUUUCCGAAUUAAUUUUGUCCGAAAUUGCGGAACUGUAAAAAAAUGAAAACUUGAAAGUCACGUGCAACGUAUUGAAAUGAUCGAAUCUGAAGGUUAAUCGAAUUGAUGAUUUAAACGAUUCACAUUCACGGAAUAAAAUAAUAAAUAAAAAUGAUUAAUUUAUGGUUAUGUUUUAUCAAAGAAUAAAUUAUAUUGUGUUAAAAUAAUAAAAUUCAUUCGAAUAAAUGAACGCAACAAGAUUACUAACUACAACUUCUAUUACAAACUUUAGUCGUAAUAUUCACAUCGCCCUGUUGCGUCAGGAACAAAAGAUCCUUCACAUGCUCGAGUUUCCCCUGCAACAACACAAACUUUUUGGAUAUCAUUGGAAAAGUGCAUCAUUUCCAGAGACAUUAUUUUCAACGUAUUCAAAUAUAAUUGAGUCAAUGGUUAAUCCAAUGGCAUAUCAAGAACUUAAUAAAAAUAUCAUAGAACCAUUUUUGGAUACGUCUUUUGUUACAAAUAGUAAUUUAAUGACCUGCGAUAUACCAUAUAAUAUAUCUAACAGUUACACCGAUUCAAUGGCGAAUAAUUUGGACAUUUGCUCGUCUAUAGAACAAAGUAGUAUUACCGAUCAGCAAAAUUAUAAUGCGUUAAGGAAGUGGGCAAGAUUGGGAAAAGGGAAAGUACAAGUAGAUGGAGACGAUGCAUUUGUGUUCAGAUUAUUGUCUUUCAAUAUUCUCGCACAAAAUCUUUUGGAAGAUAAUAUGUAUCUAUAUAAGCAACAUAAUAGGGAAGCAUUAUCUUGGGAAGUAAGAAAGCCCCUUUUAUUACAAGAAAUACUUGGGGCGCAUGCUGAUAUUAUAUGUCUCCAAGAAAUGCAAGAAGAUCAUUUAAACGAAUUUUUGAAACCUUUUAAAGAACUUGGUUACAAAUAUCUUUACAAAAAACGGACUAAUGACAAAAGGGAUGGUUUACUAUUAUUGUACCAUUCUGAUCAAUUCAAUUUGAUAGAUUAUGUGAAAGUAGAGUAUUAUCAACCAGGCAUAGAACUGCUUAACAGAGACAACGUUGGCAUAGUUGCUAAACUAUCGCUUCGUAAUAGUCCAAAUACACAGAUCGUUAUAGCUACUACCCAUUUGCUCUUCAAUCCAAGACGAAAUGAUAUCAGAUUAGCGCAAACUCAACUGCUGUUUACAGAAAUUGAAAGAAUUGCAUUUGUUGAGAAUACACCAUCGGGCCCAAAGUAUCUACCAAUUAUUUUUUCGGGCGAUUUUAAUUUAAAGCCUUAUACGGGUGUUUAUAAGUUUAUAACCGAAGGAUCUUUUAAGUAUUACGGUAAAGGGCAAAAUCUGGAACCUACUGAUUUUCGUGCUUUAUCUUACAUAUUAAUACCUCCACGAUUACGUAUUACGGAUAAUUGUCAAUAUUUUCAUCUGUUAAUAAAAAGAUUAAGAGAAAAUAUUACUGAAGAUACAAAGACAAAGGACACUAAAUAUGACGAUAAACAAGAUGCAUCAUAUGGCAUAGCUGUAUUUAAUCAAACUGAAUUUGAUACAAGGAAAAAUGAACCGCAAAUCAUUGAAAUAACACAAAAUAAUUGUAUCAAAUUUUCAUCUGGCAAAUUAACACAUCCUUUUAAUUUGCGUAGUGUCUAUAAACAUGCAGACGCGCAUGGAAAUCAGGAAGUAACAACUAAUCAAGGGAAAUGGAUUACAGUUGAUUACAUAUUCUAUAGCGAUCUUGAACCAGUAGAUAUAUACACCUUGCCAACUAUUGAAAAGUGUACAAAUUUACCUACGAUACCUAACUUUGCUGUUGGAAGUGAUCAUUUAUGUUUAGGGGCUACUUUUAAGAUAUUAAAGAAAGAGUAGUAAAAAGAGUACAGAUUAACUCUUUCGAUGCAAGCAAUUAUAUUUACCAUCAAUUUGUUAUAAUGGCUGUGAAUACGUAGUGAUUUUAUUAUCGUAAAAACAUCAAAGAGUUGCUAAAGGUAUGAAUAAUAAUAUUACUUUUUUUUAUAUAAGUACAUAAUAGUAUAUAACAAUAUACAUUUAGAGAAAGAUUUAUAAUAUUAUUUACAAGAUAAUUAUAGUUUCGAUUAUUUUAAAGAACUAACGGCAUGUAGAUAAUUCAUGUAAUAUAAUACA
This is a messenger RNA of Polistes canadensis, 2452 nucleotides long. RefSeq names its product protein angel (gene angel). Gene Ontology annotation, molecular function: 3'-5'-RNA exonuclease activity. The transcript is spliced from 7 exons. Bases 548 to 2176 code for a protein of 542 amino acids. The record is from RefSeq and is a predicted model, not a curated record. NCBI's taxonomy places the organism in Eukaryota, Metazoa, Arthropoda, Insecta, Hymenoptera, Vespidae.